GUCAGAAACAGACAGAAUAAACUGCAACGUGUGUGUGACUUGGCUGUUCCAGUGGAGGAAGGUGAUGGCCCGUACCACGCGCUCGCGACGAAAAAUGGCGAACACGACUGAUGCUCCCUCGCCUGCGAGCAGCCUUUUGUCGUCCACCACGACGGCCCCGUUCACCAGCCCGACAUCGGCAACCUACUCCACCGAGGGCUAUACCUUCAAUUACACCGGCCUGCCAAGCUUAGGUGGCUACUCAUUGGAGGAUCUGAAUUACACGGAACUCUGGGUGGACGUAUGGAAUAGCACCGAGGCCAGUAACGUGACCGAGAGGUUAAAUACCACUGUACUAUCAUCGGGAGGAGGCUACUGCGACGAAUGGGAGGCAGCGCAGCACAAACUCUUCCAGGCGGCGAAUCUGUUCUUCGCGGCUGCUUUCCUGGUGCCGCGUUCCUUCAAGGCGUCAGUGCUGGCGCUGCGCACCUUUCUCACGGCCGGCUUUAUGCUGGCCGCCCUCUGGGCCGGGAUCACCAUAUGCGCCCUGGACGCGAUGCUAUGGUGUCUGGCGCUCGGCCUUCUCAACGGGAUCCACUCGCUCAUACUAGCCUGCCGAUUUCUCCCUCCGGCGCUCAGCCCCGAGCUGGCCGAGCUCUAUCUCAAACUCUUCAAGCCGUACAAGGUCAGCAAGAAACACUUCCAGGAGUUGGCCAAGGAGGCGAGGAUACUGAAGCUGGACUCCGGUCAGACGUACGCGACCGAAGGUGUCACCCCCGCCGACGAACGACUGUCGAUACUGUUGCGCGGCAAGCUGAAGGUGACCUGCGACGGGACGCACCUGCACUACAUCAAAGCCUAUCAGUUCGUCGACUCGCCGGAAUGGGAAGCGAUGCACGAGAACAUCGACGACGUCUUCCAAGUGACGAUACGAGCGGAGGAGUCCAGCACGUACAUCUGUUGGACGAGGCUGAAGUUGCUCAGAGUACUCAGGCAUAGGCCCCUGCUCAAGGUCGUCCUCAACACCCUCAUCGGUAAGGACAUUACGUCCAAGUUGUACGCCCUUAACGAGCAGCUCGCUGGUGUCGCCGCGGCCAGUGAGACAACCACGUCGAAUCCUUACAGGGGCGUCGCGAGAAGUCUCAGCGUCGACGCCGUAAACACUGAAACUGCCGGAAGAGUACGAUCGACGACGUGGAAGGCACAGAGGAGGCACAGUAACCCGCGUAGCGACAGGAGUUCGCCGUCGCGGUACUCGCACCAGUACUGGGCGCCGGUGGUGGCGAAUCACUUCCCGCCGACCUCGCCGUUCACCCAGGGCCAAAACCUCGGCUACACGUUGCUGCCGCAGGCCGUUCAGUUCUCACCGCCGUCGCGGGCACCCUUUCUCUCGCAUCAGCCGUUGACGCGGCAGCGCAGCGGAGGCACCAGCGGCGAUUACACCCUGCUACCUCAGACACCGAAGCUCGAGAGGAAACGCUCGAAAAAGGGGACGAGGGAGGUGACGUUCGAGACGCCGGUAUGACGGUCGCUCGACGGGGAGGGCCCUGCAAGCGUACCACUUCUGUCGCUGUCGCCGCAGCGUUCCGCCUAGCCCCGUCGAGAUCAUCCCCGAAACGUGACCCACCUGUCACGCUGGUUCGUUGCGUGGUCCGGCUAGACCGAGAGAAUCGCGCACUGUCCGGCCUAUAUCCAGCCAGCAGCCGCCUAGAGAAUUGUCGCGUUCGAGACACUUUCAAGAACGACACGUACGACACGACGAACAUUCGAUUGCGCAGUCUGUGCAAUCUAUUCUGUGUGUAUGCAUGUGUAUGCGCGCGCCUGUCUCUGUAUGCGUAAUAAUACGUGCAAAUGUGUAUGCCUGUGUGUGUUUGUGUGUGCCUGAGAGGAAGAGAGUGCGCGCGUAGAACGCUCGCAGAAACCUCCGUUCGUACUUGAUGAGCCGAAGCAAGCUCGAAACGGACACAGCUGGUCGAGUACUAGAUUGGAGGAAGACGCACGAUGAUCAGACCAUGUUCAUAUCCCGCAAGUGCUACGCCUUACACGUAACUGAUACUUACACGCAUCGCCGUGCACGUAACACGCACGUGCACAAGUAAAAUUACCUGAGCGGAAUACCCUCGAUCGAAAAGCCGUGUGGAAUCGCGAUCGAUCGUGGUGGAAGGAGUGUGCACGGUGUUCCCCGCACGACACACGAGUGACCGGAUAUAUGUAUAUAUGUGUA
Frieseomelitta varia is the source of this 2203-nucleotide messenger RNA. RefSeq names its product blood vessel epicardial substance-like. Gene Ontology annotation, cellular component: sarcolemma. Lineage: Eukaryota; Metazoa; Arthropoda; Insecta; Hymenoptera; Apidae. The transcript has 5 exons. Bases 65 to 1504 code for a protein of 479 amino acids. Gene Ontology annotation, molecular function: cAMP binding. The record is from RefSeq and is a predicted model, not a curated record.